Molecule: messenger RNA, 1426 nt
Organism: Linum trigynum
Lineage: Eukaryota; Viridiplantae; Streptophyta; Magnoliopsida; Malpighiales; Linaceae
Source: the annotation of a GenBank genome assembly
UUAAAAUUGUAAAAAACAAGUUUAAUUUUUUGUUAUAUUAUAGGCACGUGUGUUGUGAUGUGCCCACACCCGCACAUCUUAUCAUCUUCCCUUCCUCUGUUCUAUACUGCUCCCUUCAUCAUUUACAUCUUCACCACCAUCCAAUUCUAUCUAUUCUUUACCCUCCUUUGAUUUCUCUCUGAUUCUUAAUCAGACGCAAGGCCCCGCCAAACGAAUUGGAUGACCUAAUCAUCAAUCCCCUCCAAUUUCACGGCCAGCUUAUCCCCAAUUUUGUUGAUAUAUUCCGUUCAAAAUCUCCGCCAACUUGUACGGCCCUUCGAACUUCAUCCGCCGCCAUGGUUAUCUGUUGAUCGAACCUCGACGAGGACCUCGCCAAAAACAAAGAAGCAAAUUCACCUGUUCAAGAUCCCUACUCCUGCCGGGGGACAGUUCGAAAAGCAAAAGGAAGAAGCAAUAUGCUGAGAGGAGCCUGCAAAAGUUAUAGCCACGAUUCCCGUAUUCCAAAGUAUCCGAUAUCACUUGAUCUCCCUCCCUUUCUCUAGUAGUUGCCAUCUAACAAUUGGCCGUUCUGAUUUCUUGUUUCGCAUACCAGAAAAAUCGCGCUCCAAAAAUAUAAAAACAGUGCUCUGAAAAGAAUUGUGUACCCUAAUGCAAAACCAGAACCCUUCUUAUAGCUAACCGAACCGUCCCCUGUUUCUUAGAGAUCUGCGCCGGCAUUGUCCUGCCGUUGGUGUAGCUCCGCCACCGCUUGCUCGGAGCCGAACGGACCGACUUCACACUGAUGCUGAGGUUGUACCAAGGGUCAAUCGUUGUUCCAAAUGUCGAAUUCCACCGCCACCAUGGAGGGUCUGGUUCGCGACGAGCCCGUUCCCCAGGCGCUGUAACUAGAAGAAGCGAUGUAAAACGCCAGGCCGUCGCAUGCUUCGGUACCGCUGUAGUUGUCGAUGGCGAAGGUGAAAGCGGUGGUGAAGUUGGCGACGGCGCCGGUCGAGGGUUCCCACAGCCGCAGAGGUUUCGAGUACCUAGCUUGCCCUUGGGCGAAGUAACUCAACCCGGUCCGCUGAACCCCAACCGAAGACGAGGGAGGCGUUUUCGUAAAGCUCCAUCGCGCCGUCGCUGCAAAACCAGAACCCUACCAGGCCGAUUAGCAAUUAGAAGGAGCUAAGUAGAAGGGUUUUGGUUUUGGUUAGCAACCACUGCCGUUUGUGGCGAAGAAUACGGCGGCGGAGAACAAGAGAGAUCCUCGCCGUUCGUUCUUAAUAUUAAUAAUUAAUAUUUUUAUUUUAAUUAUUUUUAAUAGUUAGAAAUGAGGUGGAAAUUUUAAAAAAUUAAAUUUUAUUUAUUUAAUUAUUUUUUAAUUUCCACGUCACACAUAAGCAAAAGUUAACAGAGUUGGACGGAGAGUGACUAAACGUGAACAGUUUUA